AUGAAAUUAAAUGGUGGCAGACAUGUCCAAGGAAUAUUGUGGGGAUUUCAUUCCUUCAUGAAUCUUGUGAUAGAUGAAUGUGUGGAGACGGCAACUAGUGGGCAACAGAAAAAUACCGGCAUAGUGGUAACACAAGGAAAUAUUAUCAUCAUGUUAGAAGCUUUGGAAUGA
This is a messenger RNA of Lemur catta (Ring-tailed lemur), 171 nucleotides long. Its product is annotated as small nuclear ribonucleoprotein G-like. The transcript has a single exon. Lineage: Eukaryota; Metazoa; Chordata; Mammalia; Primates; Lemuridae. The record is from RefSeq and is a predicted model, not a curated record. Gene Ontology annotation, cellular component: U4 snRNP; precatalytic spliceosome; spliceosomal tri-snRNP complex. Gene Ontology annotation, molecular function: RNA binding. Bases 1 to 171 code for a protein of 56 amino acids. Gene Ontology annotation, biological process: mRNA splicing, via spliceosome.